AUGGCUUCACCUCCGACUCCGCCUCCGCCUGCACCGGCGAGUGAAGCGCUAUGCAAACGAUGCAAAUGCAUAGUUUGUGGUGUGACGUUUUCGACGGACUGGUCCACCACCACAACGACGUUCUUCGCUGACCACUGCCAGAAAUGUUCCUUAGACCUUCGCAACAUUCGUAAGGCGUGCGAUGUGGACGGCGAUGAUGACUCCGAGCCGGAAGCAGAGGACAUGCUGCGUCCAGUUUGUAAUUAUUGGUCAUGGCGAGGCACGAAAGACUACCUGAAGGCGCUCGCGAAGACUGAUGUGGAGGAGUAUCGCAAAGUUUUUGCGAAGUUUCGUGAGGAAACGAAAGGUGUGGUGGGUCGCGGCAAGAAGAAGGGCAGCUUCAACGUGCUGCAGUACUUGGAGGGCACCGAUCUUCGCAAGAGGGGCCGAGAGGUUGCCAACUUCACGGCAUUUACGCAAUCCCAGUACAUCAAGUACUUCACCACCUCAACAGAGCUUGCGGACGAUGAGCUGCUCACUGAAGCUGAAGCUCAGCUGGCUUGGUUGAGAGACAAGAAGAACCCGGAGAUCGAGAAGGAGUCGAGGAAGCUCCUCAACCGAAAAACGGGAUUGUUCGAGGACAAAGAUAUCAUGUGGAUCCCGACGACCUUGAAGAAGAAGAAAGAACAGAUAGAAGAUCAGUUCAAAAAGGUCAACAAGGUUGACCAGACGGACAAGGUGACUGAUGCAACCGUGAAGGCUGCAAAGGCCCGCUUGACGGGGUUUUUGUCCUUCCAGCCUGACGACGAGUUCUUCGGGAGUUCAAGCAUCUUCGUGGACGAGGGCCAGGAUGAUAGUGUGACCGUGCUUACGCCACAGCAGCUGAAUGCCAAGGCCAGAGCCAACACCAAAGCCAAGGCCGGCAAGAAAAAGAAGCCGGAGGACAUUUCAACUUUGCGGGUGAAGCAGGCCACCAAGCUCCUGCCACAUCUGCGGCUCUUGAACGGCAUGUUCAUGGAUGUGAAGACGAAGUGGGAGUCGUUCCGGCAGGAGCAUGAAGACUUGCUGCAGACCUACCAGCGCCUUACGAAGAAAGGUGUUGACCGGGAGAGAGCAGUCAAAGAUGCAAGCGAGCUGGGCUUGGGUGAACAGGCGAUGAUGGUGAAGCUGAUGUAUUCGGUUAUGCACCGGCUCGAGUUGGUGCAGCUCAUGGCGUUCGGCUGUGGUGGCUACGUUCUGAUGCCGCAGCCGACAGCUGCGGACAAUGAGCCUGAUGCGGCUGAGAUGGAGAAGCCUGGGCCCAAGGAUGCGCAGGACGCUUCCGCAGCCUUCAAGAAUCUCCUGAUGAAGGAUGAGUUUCUGGAGACGUCAGCGUCCAAGGCCGACGUCUUCGCCUGCGUGUCCGAUGCCGACUCACUCUACGCAACUUGCACCGAUAAAGACGCCUUGACAAAGCGCGCAGACGAGAUCUCUGACAGCUUGAAAGAUAUGAAAUUGGUCGUUGCGGCCUUGAAGCGGUCGAUGAAGGAUGUACAAGGAACUGGCAAGCAGUUGCAGAAGGCGAAGGACAGGUACGACCAGGAGAAGGCUCGCGCGACCUCAGGCACAACCAGCGGGACCUUGCAAGGGCGGCCGAACCUCAGCAACUUGGCCGUGCAGGACACUGACCCGCCGGUUAUCCGCGGAUACAAGCACAUGCAUGCCAAGCGCGAGAUGCUGUUGGUGAAGAACGUUGAUGAGGCCAUUUCAAAGAUCGACGUGGGCACCGGCUUCAUCCUGCGGAGAGGUCGCAGCGUACUUCAAGCGAUCGUGAAGGACGCCGGGGUCAAAGCGACGCUUGAGGCCUCCCUUGAGGAGUUCAAGAAAAAGCUCGGAGAGACCACUGUGGCAAGGUUUCAGAUUCAAAGCUGA
Molecule: messenger RNA, 1890 nt
Organism: Symbiodinium sp. CCMP2456
Lineage: Eukaryota; Dinophyceae; Suessiales; Symbiodiniaceae
Source: the annotation of a GenBank genome assembly